Molecule: messenger RNA, 1515 nt
Organism: Neoarius graeffei (lesser salmon catfish)
Lineage: Eukaryota; Metazoa; Chordata; Actinopteri; Siluriformes; Ariidae
Exons: 7
Coding region: 1-1383 (460 amino acids)
Source: RefSeq, a predicted model, not a curated record
AUGGAGGCAAGAAAGGCUGCAGGUCCAGACAGCAUCAACCCCGGGCUCCUGAGGCAUUGUGCUGACCAGCUGUGUGGAAUCGUGCGGAACAUUUUCAACUUGAGCCUGGAACAGGAAAGAGUGCCAGUCCUUUGGAAGACAUCGUGUGUAGUUCCGAGGCCGAAAACUGCACACCCCACAGAUUUAAACGGAUAUAGACCAGUGGCGCUGACCUCUCACCUGAUGAAGGCUCUGGAAAGACUUGUUCUGGCAUAUCUCCGCCCUCUGGUGGGGCCAGCUAUGGAUCCCGUGCAGUAUGCCUACCAGCCAGGCAUCGGGGUGGAAGAUGCAGUCAUCUACCUGCUUCACAGAUCUUUCUCUCAUCUUGAAAAGGCAGGAAGCACUGUACGAUUUUUUUGUAAACUGUGGUGGUAUGAUUACAGGGUCCGUGGACAGUACCACCAGACAUUUAACAAGGAUGUGAUUUUACUCACAAAUUCCACAUGGACCAAAGUCUGCACACACCAGACUAAAGAGCAACUGUAUCAGGCUGGGAAUAUCCUCAGCGCUUUUGAAUUUGACAAGUCAUGGACCUACCACACCAUAAUCAGCCAAAUCAGGGAUGGGUUUGGAGAUAAAAUUCCCCCUGACAUAAGCCUUUCAUGUCUAAUGGGUUGUGGUAAAAAAAAACUUGUCUCUCCUGUACUCCGUGAUGGCCAAGAGCUGAAUGGAUCGCUGUUGCACAAGAUUUUUCAUUUGAAAGCACUCUACGUGAGACCCUCCAAACCCCUUGCAAAUGACUGUUUGGCCCACUCUGAUAGCGAAGGUGAAAGGGCAGACCACUGCACAGGUGCCAUAGUGAGCCAAGGAAUAACCGUGGCAUUGAAUGAUGAGUCCAGUGACAGUUGUGUAGAGGUCCAAACACCAAGCUCAAAGCCACCAAAGAGGCGUGGAAGGCAGGAAUCACCUCCAAGGUUAUUAGAUGAUGGACCAUCAACCUCCAGCAGCAACUAUACACCAAGUGGAAGCCAUCCACAGGCAGCGAGUACAUCUGCAGGCAGCGAGUACUCGGCGUACGUUUCCAUAAUGUCCUCACUGCCAGAUAUGUCUUCCUCUGAUGAGGAGCUCAAUUGUGCAAUCCUGGCCAGUAUCGACAAUCAGAUGAAUACAAUGCCCUGUGACAAGCCAGCCUCUGAGAUACUGUUACAACUUGCCAGCAAAAUAACACCAAACAAGACCUGCAAGUUUAAUAUCAAUCGCCAGUCUGUCUUAGAUGGUGCCAUCAGGGGAUUUAAAAGGGUUUCUUACGACCCUACUGCAACUAUAAGUCUGUCAGGUUCUCGGAUGACCUGGGAACCUAUGAGGAGGCUAUUGACUUGGGUGGGCCACGGAGGGAAUUCUUGACCUUGCUCAUGGAAGCUCUGCUGAGAUCCCCUAUGUUUGAAGGAGUUGAGGAAAAAAACCAAAAUCUCACGCUUGAUAGCAAAGAUGACAGUCAGCAGCAACUGCAGCACAGUGCGACAGGAGCUGGAGGAC